This is a messenger RNA of Scheffersomyces amazonensis, 2052 nucleotides long. RefSeq lists its product as uncharacterized. Lineage: Eukaryota; Fungi; Ascomycota; Pichiomycetes; Serinales; Debaryomycetaceae. The transcript has a single exon. The coding region runs from base 1 to 2052 and encodes 683 amino acids. The record is from RefSeq and is a predicted model, not a curated record. Gene Ontology annotation, biological process: protein phosphorylation. Gene Ontology annotation, molecular function: ATP binding; protein kinase activity.
AUGGAAUCACAACCUUUAGACGACUUCAUAAACUUUGAUAGUGCAACAAGAAUAUUAGCAGAGCAUUUUGCUCGAGGAGAUAUGGUGCAUCCUUUGGAAAUUCAUCGACAAGGUAAACCAAUCUAUGAUCAACAAAAGAAAAGAUUGAAUGAAUAUCUCGACCAAGUAAACGACACAGACUUGCUAGCAUUCCUAGGAAAAUAUAGAGGUCUGAAUGAGUUGCAAAGGAUGUAUACUAAAAAAGAUUGUAUCAUGAUUCUUUUCGAGCUUCACAAUUUCCACCAAUUACAUUUUCUUCCAUUCGCAAAUACUAAGGAUCUUUCAAAAGUAAUAACUACCGUUAAAAUGAAUCUUAUUGUUUAUACAUACUUAAGUAAUCUGAAUUUCCCAGUUUACUUUACAUAUUACAUGAAUAUGAAUUUCUUCCUUCGAAUAGAACCCCCCAAAAUUGAGAUUGAAGUAAAAGCUUCUUCAGAUAUUAGAGAUCACCACAUGAAAUCUCUAAUUGGAAACUUCUUCCCAGAAUCAAAUACCUUGAUCAAUUAUGAGCCGUCCGUUACAUCCACAUUUAGAAUAUAUAUGUCAAGACUUGAGGGGUUUGAAUUGUCAUAUGAGUAUCCAUAUGACGGCGAGAAGAACCUGGAACUGGAUAUAAAGCUGUAUUUUACUUCGAAUGUGUUAAAUCCUUUAUGUAAACUCUUGAAAGCAAGCUUGAGAAGGGUAGUCAGCUAUCAUCUGGAAAAACAAGGAGAUCUCAUUGAUGGUACACCAUCUGUAUCAGACAUUACCAUCGGAUCUUUCAACGUCAUGAACUUACCUAUCAAAUUGAAUAGGUUUUCGUUAGGAGAUUAUUUUAAUACGCAGAAUGUGGACCUGGUUAUUGGAUUUAAUGAGAAUUUUAGUCUGGUUCUUCUUCACUGUCUUUCAUUAGAUUCCUUUGUUGGAAUCUUAUCAAAUAGCAGUGAAAUGAUUGCUCUUGACUUCAGAGACUCGAUCCCACUGAAUGAAUUCUACCAAUUAGAAGAAGGAAAGAUUUUGAGGAAGAUCUCUUGUGAUAUGCACAAACUAACAAGUCCACUUCAGAUGCUUCUCUUCAUUAAUAAUUCCCUUCAAAGUCCACAACAAUUGGAGCAAACAAAACCUCUCCUUCAAAGAUUAAAAAUAAAAGGAAAAAAGAAAGAGUUUUCUGUUAACUCCCUUUAUAAAAAUUUGAAUAAUGGCUUAUUUCAGCUACUUUCAGCUAUACACAAAGGCGAAACACACCCGUGCUCGCAGUUAGAUGUAGCAAGUCAAUCAAUUUUAACAAACCAGUUCAUGCAUGAUAUACUUGGAGCUUUGGCUUUGAAUACCAAAAGGCUAUCAGAAGUUCUACGACCGUUAGAAAUUACUAGUUCAGAUGUUAUAAUUAAUAAAUUUAAAUUGAUCAAAAUAGUUUCUGGUGGUAAGUUUGGAACCAAAAAUUCUAUCGUUAUAAAGGUGAAGACUAGGUUUGAAACUGAUGCCAUUCUAAAAGUUUUCGACCCCAUACGGUCGGUAUCUAUGACUGUUGCAAAUGGUGAAGUAUCCAAGAGUCUAGCUAUCUGUCUUAAAAAUUUUUCUACUGAAGUACUUAUUCUUAAUAAGCUUCGCAAUUGUGAAUUUGUUCCAAAAAUUUCCGAAAUAGGUGUUAUUCUUAACAGUAACGUCAAGUACAUUUUCGAGUUGACUAUCAAAAGUCCUGCAGUAACGGGCUUAUUUAUUACCUAUCCUUUGAAGGGGAGGAUGCUUUGUGAAUUUAAUUAUCAUGACAAAUGCAAAUUGGAUAUUGCCGUUGGAGAAGUAGUUCAUAAAUUACAUCAACAAGGAGUAGCACAUUUGGAUUUAAAUGCGAAUAAUAUCAUUGUCGAAGAUCUAGAGUCCAAAAAGGUUCAUCUAAUAGAUUUUGGCCACUCAUAUUUGGAAUAUCAAUGGCCACAUUGUUAUUCAGAUGAUGGAAGUACUUAUUUUGAACAAUUGUGUCAAUUAGACUGGAAGGCUGUAGAUAAAAUUUUCAAGCCAUUAGAUAUUGAAUAA